Molecule: messenger RNA, 1034 nt
Organism: Ectocarpus sp. CCAP 1310/34
Lineage: Eukaryota; Phaeophyceae; Ectocarpales; Ectocarpaceae
Source: the annotation of a GenBank genome assembly
AAAAGAAGCUGACAAAGCAAUUAUCAGCAACUGUACGUCAGCGAAAGAGGUCCUUGCGGAAUUGGAAAAGGUCUACGAUCCGGAGUCACAGGGGUCAAAACAGGCCUUGAUGCGGAAGAUGUUCGACUUUGCAACCCCCACACACAGCAACGCAACCCCAUCGAGCACCUGUAGUUUCUCGAGCUGCUGUACGCCCGCCUGCAGCGAAAAGGGGCUCAAUGCUGAACAACCCUUCGUUCUCGCCCACUUCGUUGGUUCCCUCCCACCCGAGUACCAACAAGCGAAGUUCCUGUUGGAGACAGCAACGGCGCUGGAUAGGGCCGAGAUCGUCAGGAUCGUGAGCACGGUGCACGCGAGCCUCCCGGAGGGAAGGAAGGCCUCGAAGGGCCAGCGUAGGGCGGAGCAUGCUCUCCUCGCGAGUGACGGUGGCGGCGGGGGAGGAGCGCCGGGCCGCGGCAACAGCGGCCGCCGCAAGGGUCGCGGCGGCGGCGGCGGCAACCAGAAGGGGGAAGCGGGUGGCGCGAAGGCUCGUGGCGGCGGUGGAGGCGGCGACGCCGAUACGGGGCCGAAGCGAGAGGAUAAGGAGAGAGGGGAGUGGCCGGUGAGGGAGGCCAUCGGCAGCAUGAUGUGGGUGUCGACUUUCUCGCGUCCAGACGUCUCGUUCGCCGUGCGUGCGGUAGCGCGCCACGCCCACGCCCCGGCGAAGCGGCACUGGGAUGCCAUACAGAAGAUCCUCGGCUACCUGAAAGGGACGAGGGACCUCGGCAUCACCUACCAACGGGGAUCGGGUUUAGGGCUUGCCGUGUACGUAGACGCUAGCUACGCCGACACGGAGGAUAGGCGUUCGGUGUCAGGGUUGGCGACGACGGUUGGAGGUACCGUAGUCAGCCAUGGUAGCAAGACGCAGAGCAUCGUGUCUUUGUCUUCGACGGAAGCCGAGUACAUUGCUGCCGGGCAGGGCGUCAAGGAGGCGUUGUUUGUGCGUGCUGUGCUUCGUUCGUUGCCCCAGAGACCAGUGGUAGCAGUAUCCAUGG